UUGAUAUGCGAAAGCAAAACAAAACUUGAGUUUCUCAUAGAUGUACAGAAAUACAUAUAAUUUUGGAAAACCUACAAACAAUAGACAAUUAAAAAUGAAUAGGUGUUGAAACUACUAUAAAAAGCAAACAAAACUAUAAACUUUUAAUUUAAAAAAUAAAUAUUGAUAUUUAACAAAUAGCUGAAUCAAUAGCAGACAUUUUAAAUGUCGAAUGAAACUUCGAUUAGAAAAAACCACAUAACAAUAAAUAAAUAUAAAAGACCUUGCAACUAUUUGAAUUGAAAUGAAAUGCCUAAAUAAAUAAUAGAAUAAAUUCCAAUAAACACGCAAAUCUAAAACAAACAAUGUCGUCCAAUAGUGUCUAAAAAAUAUAUAAAUAGAAAGCGUAAGAAGCAAAAUAGCAAUCGAAGUGAAAGUAAACAUUGAUAAAUAUCAAAAUUUGAUUUAAUCAUAACAAAAGCAGUGGAACCUAAACACAAUGUCCAUGGCAUUAUGCAAUUUAAAUGGUGACGGCAGUGCGGCGCAGUCGACGUCGCAGUCACAGUCACCGGCCGCCGCCGCCGCCGCCGCCGCAGCUGCAGCGCCGUUGCUGUCUCACUCGCACUCGCACACGCUGCAGCAGGAGAGCACGCCGCUGCUCCUGGGACACGAGCACAGCAGCGGCAGCGGCACAGCCGCGGCAGAGGGCAGUGGCGGCGGCAGCGGCGGCGACGUCACAGACGUAGCGGUAACUUCCAUUGAAAUGCCCACUGUUGUUGCCAACGAUGGCGGUGUACCGUCGCUGCCGCUGCCUCUGCCGCAGUCGACGCCGCAGCCGAUGCUUAUGGCACUGCCAGCCAAUCUAAACUUCGUAACGGGACCCACGACUCAGCAACUGAUGAUCGGUAAUGGCGCCAUGGGCGUACUUCCCUCGACCAAUGACAGCAACAAUAACAAUAACAACAACAACAAUGUGGACAAUACUAGCGACGAAUCGAACCCGGUCACCAUUUACAGGUGCCGGGCUCCCAUUGCGUCACUCGACUGUAUGGAGGAGUUCAGUGGUACGGGCGGUCAUCUUGAUUUCGGCCGUUCGAUCAGCUUGGGCUCCAAUCCGGCGCUACCACUGCGCCAUGGUUCCACGCCGACGCCGGGGCUGCGGUACAAGAAUCUGGGCAAGAGCGGGCUGCGCAUCUCGAACGUGGGACUGGGCACCUGGCCGGUCUUCUCGCCGGGCGUGAGCGAUGACCAGGCGGAGGCCAUACUCAAGCUGGCCAUCGAGAGCGGUAUCAAUCUGUUUGACAUCUCGGAGGCGCACUCGGAGACGGAGAUCGGCAAGAUACUGCAGCGGGCGGGCUGGAAGAGGACCGCCUAUGUCAUCACCACGAAGGUCUACUGGAGCACCAAGUCGGAGGAACGCGGUCUCUCGCGGAAACACAUCAUCGAAUGUGUGCGUGCCAGUUUGCAGCGAUUGCAGCUGCAGUACAUCGACAUUGUCAUCAUCCACAAGGCGGAUCCCAUGUGUCCCAUGGAGGUGGUGCGCGCCAUGAGCUACGUGAUACAGCAGGGCUGGGCCAUGUACUGGGGCACCGCACGUUGGAGCCAGGUGGAGAUCAUGGAGGCGUACACCAAUUGCCGCCAGUUCAACUGCAUCACGCCCAUUGUGGAGCAGUCCGAGUACCACAUGUUCUGUCGCGAAAAGUGCGAACUCUACCUGCCGGAGAUGUACAACAAGAUCGGCGUCGGCCUCAUGGCCUGGGGUCCGCUCUCGAUGGCGCUCAGUGACACCCAGAAUGGCGACAAGCUCUUCCUGCCCAAGGGCUCCUUCAAGACGAAGAGCUUCUCCUGGACCGAGGACGAGAUCAAUCGCAAUGCCGCUCUGUCGCCGCAGGGCAGUUGGGGCAAGGACCGCAUUGACGAGGGGCGCCGCCACUGCGACCGCCUCCGUGACCUUGCCGCCCUCGCCGAGAAGCUGGGCUGCAGCCCCACCCAACUGUCCAUCGCCUGGUCGCUGAAGCAUGAGCCAGUGCAAUGCCUCUUGCUGGGCGCCACAUCGGCGGAGCAGCUGCACCAGAGUCUGCAGUCGUUGCAGCUGCUGCCACGACUCUCCUCGAGCGUUAUGCUGGAGCUGGAAAGGAUAUUGGAGAACAAACCGGUGCGGCCGCCGAUGAUCUCGACAUUGGCGCUCCGGUGACAAUCAGCGUGCCCGCAGGGGCCGCUCAGCCUGAGCGGUGGCGGACCCUGCGGCGCCGAUUCACCCAAGCACGAGGAUGAGGCCUUCAUUGAGGAGGUGGACGCUGCCAAGGACGCUGCCAAGCAGGGCUUCUGCCUCAUCCAGUGACAAAAGGAGUCCUUAGAUAACGAUAAUAAAUUUUUGAAAGUGAUUAGCAGUAAAACUAGCCUAAGUAGCAAUACCAUGACGACAACAAUAAGCAAGCAGGAGCAGCAGCAGCAACAGCAGCAUCAGCAGCAGCAGCAGCAACAACAGCAGCAGCAGCAGCAACAUCAGCAAUAUGUGCAACUACAGCAGCAACAUUUGGUGACCAGCGAUUCGGCGGCAGCUGUUCCCAUCCCGUCAGCUGACCUUCAGUUUGAUACCCUGAAUAAUAACAACAACAACAGCAAUAACAACAAUGGCAGUCCGGAGCAGGCACUGCCCUCCACUGGCGAUGAGCGCCAGAAACGUCGCUCCCUUCUGAACUUCAAGUCCCUGGACUUCCAUCUAAAGUCCCUGUACAGCGGCCUACGUAGUACCUCAGGCACAACUCCACCCAGUCAACCGAAUAGCUCCGUGCCGGCGGUGGAUCAGCCGCAGCGCAGGAUGCCCUACUUGCGGGUGGAGAGCGUGGAUCCCGAGGAGCCGCGAGGAUCUGUACUCCCAGGACAUUCGCCCAGCUUUCUGUCGCCCUACAGCGGCGUUGGCGCCGGAGUCACUAGCCUGCAGUUGCCCACAUCGGAUGGCGGCACCAUUCGGAGAUCCUCGACCUCGGACAUUGUCAAUUGCAGGCGGGGAGGGGGAGCAGGGGGAACGGGCGGUGGUGUAGCCUCCGCGCAGGACAGCAGGAGGCCCAGCACCUCGGAUUUGCUGAGGAAGGCCAGGGAGCGGAAGGGCAGCGAGGCCAGGAUGGGCAGAAGUGUCUCCCACAGUGGGCUAACCAGGGGCGGACCCGGCGGAGGAGGUGGUGGCCUCGGCGGGCGACGAACCAGCAUGGCCUUCUAAAAACAAAAAAACGAAAAUAAAAAGAAAUAGAGCAAAAACUAUGGGAAAACAAACUUAAGCAAUGAGAGGGAUGGCGAAGCAAAAACUGUUGAUCAAAUCUGAAUCAGAAAUAGGCUGACAAAAUGGCGCUUAUGAAUUUUUAUCUAGUGAAGAAGAAAAAUAAAAACAAAAAAAAGAUGAAAAAAAAUUAACAAUAAUAGAGCAGCUAUUAAGGAACGACUUUUUUGUGGAUCUAUUAUAAUUAUGAUUAUUAUAUGGUUACUACAAUUGCGCCUCGAAAGAACUAAAGUUAGUAGAUAAAUUAAUGCAAGUAAUGAACAGAAAACAUAACAUUUCAUCUCUCUUUAACUCUGUAUCUCUCUCUCUCUCUCCCCCCCUUCCGGCAAAUUUAAUAUAUAUGUAUAUGUAUAUAUAUAUAUUUAAAGAACCCCCAACUUUUAUGACAAUAUUAGAACCUAACUAUCGUGUACUAUCGUUAAUUAUCGCCUGGCAAAAGCUCUAAAACUAACCUGCGUUCCAACCCAAAAAGAAAACCCAAUAAUGAUUCAAGAUCGAUCCAUUGUAUCACCACACUGUGAGAGUUCAUAUCAAGCCAGAAGGAUGAAGGAUGAAGGAUGAAGGUUAAAGUAUGAAGGAUGAAGGAUACCCAAAUAUGUACUAUGCUAUGGGAUAGUGUCUUUUUCAUUAAUCGAUUUGUAGACUUAACGAGUGUUAAACGAUUGUUAACGAUUGACUUGAGGCGAGGCGCUGAAAAUGGACAGCGACUAAAGAUUACUAUAUACGAUAUAUAGCAGUGUCGUAUAAAUAAAUUUUAGCUAAACUAAUGAACAAAUAAAAAAAAGAGUAUGAGAAUAAAAACACUCAAAUGGUAAACAACAAAGAAACAAUUCAAAUCAAAUCUUAUUAAAUAGACAUUACUAGCAUUAUGUAGUUAAUUAAAUAACAAUUCAAGCGAAAUUUUUUUAAAUCAACAAACGAAAAACAAAGCAAAUGCCUUUCAUAACAGCAACAACAACAACAACAAAAACAAAAACAAAUUUAUAUUUUAAAUAUAUACCGUAUAUAUAUAGAGAUAUACACACACACACACACACAUAUACAUAUGUGAAAAUAACGAAAGCGAAGAAAAAUAAAACAAAGCAGCAACAAAUUGUUAUUAAUUAAUUGUAGUCCAUUAUCCGGAUGGCCCAUAUCCCAUACAUCAUAUAUAAGUGAAUGAAACACCAAUAUAGCAAUAUGUAGGAUAUACAUAUAGAGGAGUUCCCGAACACCCUCCCGAAUACCAUGUAUUUUAUCAUCAUUAUCGAGUACAUAUAUAAAGUCUUUCUCACAUACGGACUGUGAUUUCAUAUAAAAGUAAACGUAAACGUAAACGUAAAAGUAAACAAUUAAUUAUUAUAUCUAACCUAAUGUAAUUAAAGGCUAAGUUCAUUCGAAAGAACUCACACACACACACACAACACACACACACACAUUGCCCGCAAAAACACGCAUGUAAUUUGAGGAUCUGUUUGAAAAAAAAAAAACAGAAGCAUAAAUAGCAAUUUUCAAAUCGAAUGGCAUUAUAUACUGAUACUCUCUACAAUUAAUUAACCAAAUGCGAUUGCCUUAAUAACGAAUAAUGAAUUAAAAACACUGGAUCUAAUCAGAUCGGAUCGGAUAUAACCCAGUCGGGAGCCGGUUUCCUCAAACUUCAGUUCCAGAUCGGAAUACAUUAUAUACACGCAUUCCCAUUUACAUUUACAUUUACAUACAAGUACAUACAUAUAUUCCCCGCACUGUUGCUUGAGAAAUCGCCCCGCGCAGAGAAAUACCAUAUAUAUAGUAUACAUUGAUUUAGCUCCAUCGGAUCACUCACUGAAUAAAUAUAUAUAUAUAUAUAUAGUAUAUAUAGGGAGUACUAUACUAUAUACGAGAGUAAUUGCAUUUUUUAGUAAGUAGUUAAUCCGUCCUCAACAAACGGCCAACCAAAAAAAAGCGACAAAUUAUUGCGAUCGGCGCUGCUCAAUUGAUAACCCAAAGCAAAAAUAUUCGAAAGUAUUCAAAAAUAUUCAAAAAUAUUUAAAAAUAUUGCCAGAAUCUGACACAUUUUCACAUUCGGGAAAUUAAAUGUAUUUUUUUUCAAACUUCUCAACUUGCAAUUGUGAAGAUUAGAGUUUGUUAUUGUUGGAGGUUGUGAUAUUAAUUGAAAAAUUGCUGAAAACAAAUCAAAUACAUAUCUGCAAAUGGGCGAUUUAUGUUACUUUGAUACCUUUUUAUGUGUUCGACUAAAACUUCAACUUAUCGCUGUGGAGCAAUAUCCUUAGCAAUAUUAGCCAUUAGGUUGAUUUCUUACAACAUAUUUAGUUUUUAUAGCUUUUAUAAACAUAAAUAGAGUGUACAUUUAGUUUGAGCUUAAAGAGGAGUUUAUGCUGAAUGGGUAUUCAAUUAAAGAGCAGCGCCUGUCGGUAGAUCCAAUCAUCAAUUGUGGCCAAGCCCCCUAAAAAAAGGAAAACUGAAACAAA
Molecule: messenger RNA, 5703 nt
Organism: Drosophila santomea
Lineage: Eukaryota; Metazoa; Arthropoda; Insecta; Diptera; Drosophilidae
Gene: Hk
Exons: 7
Biological process (GO): regulation of potassium ion transmembrane transport; potassium ion transport
Cellular component (GO): cytoplasm; voltage-gated potassium channel complex
Molecular function (GO): transmembrane transporter binding; voltage-gated potassium channel activity; potassium channel regulator activity
Source: RefSeq, a predicted model, not a curated record